CCCGGCUGUCAGCAGCAUGUACUGUACAGUGGGGCAGCUGGGCUUUAUUUUGCUUCCCAGACUGGAAACCACUGUAGUGCAGUUGGACUUGACGUCUAGCAACACAACAUCACAGACUUUAAACAGGCAGACACGGCGACUUAGCACGUUAGCGACUGCAUUUACAGGACAGUUCAAGAUAGACAGGGACAUGCAGAAAAGGGCCACAGGUUGGACUCGAACCGAUGGCCGCAGCAGCAAGGACUCAGCCUUGGUACAUGGGGCGCCAGCUCUACCAGCUGCGGUGCCAGUGUGAGAGCGCCUCGUGCUGAGCUCGGGACUGCAGCAACAGGACAAAAGACAUAAGAGAGAGAGGAGAGGACAGGAGGCAAAAAAACAACAACAAAAAAAGCACAGGAACAAGCCAGCAAAAGAGCUUGGAAAAUCGGAGGAGACAGCAUGUUGAUUAGAGCUGAGUUUAAGAGACAAACCUGACUGCGGAGGAGAGGCAGACAGAUAUAUAGAUUCUUAGCUCACAGGCAGAAAAGAGGCUGAGACGCUCACCUGCAGCCAGGCAGGUUGAAAACUUGAGAGACAGCCAAUAGUUCAGGGUACUGGCCAUGGCUGCAGGCCUGCUGCUGGGAGGAUAGUGCACUGCAACUUCCUAAACCUUCAUCCAUCCUCCUCCACCCAACCCCAGAUCAUUGUCUCAACCCCUAUAAAGUCCCCCUCCAUCUUUUUGUGCUCCUCUCCCUCUUAGCUAUCACUAUAUUCCCCAAGCCCUGUGCACUCAGCAGUAGCAACACUGUCAGAAGACAGUUAAACCACCACACAGACUAGUUAACCAGUCAGCUCCGUACUUAGAGCACUAGAGUGACUGUGCGACAGUCGCCCGCUGCAGAGUUUGACAGACAGCGGCCUUUCAUUCCCGCACAUGGACUGUUGAUGAAGAAAGAUGGCAGUGAGACCGGCAGGCGCCGCCCCUUCCUCUCGGCCACCCUCCCUCCCCCCAGUGGCCGUGGCUCGGACCGGUUAAGGUUUGUCUAUUGGCAUCCAUCGCAGCAUCGGCAGCAGCUGGCAGAGCGCGGGAAGGAGCAGUAUGCAGGAAACUGACUUACCGGCCACAAAUGCCUUUAAAGAGUGCAAGUUCCACUGCACCAAUGGGAAUUGUUUGCGUCUGGGCUCGCUGAUCUGCAACCAGCUGAAUAACUGUGGGGACAACAGCGAUGAGGAGAACUGCCCCGUGGUCACCCAGCACCCUCCGCCGGGCAUCUUCAACUCUGAACUGGAGUUUGUUCAGAUCGUCAUCAUCAUCGUGGUGAUGACAGUGAUGGUGGUGGUGAUCAUCUGCCUGCUCAACCACUACAAGCUCUCCACCUGGUCCUUCAUAACAAGGCAGAGCCAGGCCCGCAGACACGACCAUGCCCUGCAGCAGGAUGGGUGUCUGUGGCCUUCAGACAGCGGCUCUCGACAAGGUGCCUCGGAGGUAUUAUACGCUCCCCAGGCCAGGGAUCGCUUCACCGCUCCCUCCUUCAUGCAGCGUGACCGCUUCAGCCGCUUCCAGCCCACCUACCCCUACCUGCAGCACCAGAUCGACCUGCCGCCCACCAUCUCGCUGUCGGACGGCGAGGAGCCCCCGCCGUACCAGGGGCCCUGCACCCUGCAGCUCCGUGACCCCGAGCAGCAGAUGGAGCUCAACCGCGAGUCGGUGAGGGCGCCGCCCAACCGGACCAUCUACGACAGUGACUUGAUCGACAUGGGAGGAGGCGGAAGCCUGGGAGGGGUCGGGGGAGGAGGGGGAGGAAUUGGAGGAGGCGGUCCGAGGCCGCCCAGCAGUAACUCGGGCAUCAGUGCGGCCAACUCCAGCAGCCACGGGCGCAUGGAGGGCCCCCCGCCAGCGUACAGUGAGGUGAUGGGUCACUACCCCGGCUCAGCGUUCUUUCUACACCAGCACAGCAAUAACCAGAGGGUGGGGGGGCCGGGGAGCAGGACGAUCCAGCAGCAGAGCCAAUCAGAAAGCACAAUAGUACCUGCCAAGGCCAAGGAUGGCCAACCGGAGGACCUGGUGUGAAGAAAAGGGUAGGGGGGCAGGUGGGACCACCCAGCCCAGACUGAAAACUGUCUCUCCUCUUCACCCAUUGAUCACUUUUAAGCAGUGGUCUCUCUAUCGCUAUCUCUCUCUCUCUCUGUCUCUCUCAUGUCCUCUCUCCACACUCCCAUGCACAAAUAAAUAUCAACCUUAGCUACAACAAAACAAGGAAAGAGAGGAACCAAGAGUUGAUUUGAUUUCACUUUCUUUCCGAUGUUAGUAAUUCAAACAGCUAGCACUGCUGGGGCGAGACGUAUGCACUGCGUGGAGAGCUUUUUUUCCUCUACAUGAGAAAGAAACAUACUGCUAGCACAGAUUGAAACGAUUUGCUUCUUUUGUCCCAUCGGGCGACGGCUCUGUCCCCGGGAACUGAGGAUGAUGGGUUUUUUUUUCUUUUUCCUUUUUUCGUUUCUUUUUCGGACCGGGAUCUGUGCACAAAGCGAGAACUGAGAAUCAAGGACUUACAGAGAACACAACAAAACAAGAGACUCACAAAUCCAAAAUCUUAGUGCCAAGGUUCACGAGGAAGCAAAGGGGGGAAAAAAUGACUAACACAUGACAAAACACAAAAAAGAAAAGUUAUCUAAAAGUUGCACUAUCUUUUUGUUGUAAAAGAGAAGAGGGAAAUUGUGCUAUGUGAUGAUAAUGAUGAUGAUGUGUUUGUUUUUCUUUUCUUUUUUUUUUUUUUUUGUCCUUUUCAUGAAUGGACUGACUGACUGAACUUUGGCUCCAAAGUUGUUUAAACAGUUGGGAGCAAAAAAAACAACAAGUAUUAUAAGCUUAUGUCCUUCCUUUUUUGAAAAUAGCAAGAAAUACUCGUACCCAGCCUACAACAUCUCUGUCUGCUUACACCACAGGCACUACGUGAGUCUUAGUAAGAGAAUGACCUUGCUCACGUCUGUGUACACUUCAGCCUAGUGGGGAAGAGAUCUGCCUCGCGAACAGCCGCUGGGUGGACCAAACGUUUCUUACUUUGACCAUUUGUUACAACAUUUGAAGAUGGCGACCAGAGUCGUUGCUAAACUCUUAGAAAGAUGAGAGCUGUUUGGCAAGAUCCAACAUGCUCCGUGCUAACAAUUCUUGGAAAUCUGGCCAGCUGGUUGGAUAUCAAGCCAACCAAGAAUAACACAACUCCAUAACAACAACAAAAACAUAUCUGCCAGUCCACCCAGCAGCCUGGUCGCAGCAACAGAUUCUUCAUUUUUCAACUCUGUCCCGACCUCUGAGCACCUGACACUUCCUCUUUCCUGUUUCCUGCAUUCAUACCCCUCCUCCGCCCCCUCUCCUCUCCUCUCACCGCUCAUCUCGACAUGCACAGUGCGUUCUGCCAACAGCCACACUGAACACGAACCCCGCCGCCAUGACAACGAAAACACAAAACAAAAACAAAAAGAAGGCUCGGCUCUCCGUCUUCACAUCUCUAAAGCCACAAAAAAAAAAAAAAAAGACGACACAAAGUGAAGAUUCCUGUCUGCAUCCGCCAGCACAGCGAUCAGGUUUUAAACGAAAACUGUCUGUGGUCGAAGUCAAAGGGCUAUGGGAGGGUCCUUUUUUGUAAAAGAAAACCUUUUUGAAAAUCGAGCCUUUUUCUCUGCUCAUCGUUGCCUUCUCCUCUGCUCUUGCGCUUUCUCUGUCUCUCUAUCUUGUUUGCGUUCAACGCCAGUGCUGCCCCCCCGACCCCCCCACCCCCAAAUCCCAGCUUUUUAACAGUGUCUCUGGUAAACACUGUUCAUCAUCCCUCCUUCCAUCCAUGUGCAGAAAAAACUGCGUUCAAAUGAUGCAGAGUCCGCCAAGCCCUUUAAAGUGGAGACUGGAGUGGAGCCCUUGUUUGGCAGUGUGCUAGUGCAGUCCUCUCCUCCCUGUGUAUGUGUGUGAGUGUGUUAGUGUGUGUGAGAGAGAGAGAGAGAGAGAGAGAGUGUGUUUGUUGGCUAGACCUUUUAACAACACAGAAAAGCACUUAAUGCUCCUUCAGGAGCAUUGUGUAUGUGCGUGCGUGUGUGUUUGUCUGUGUUUAUCUGAGUGAUUUAUGAGCCGACUGCUUCGUCUGAGUUUAUAGAUUCAAGGACAUAUUACUUAUUUGGCAUUGCCCAUAUUAACACAUCAUUAAUUAAGCUUUCAUUAAAGGUAGUUCUGGUGGCGCAGGAGCGACCUCACUGUAAAAGCUCAAAGAGAGUGCACGCCACAGUCUACCACACAGGUUCCAUUAAUGCUGCACAAGGGAAACGCCACCUUUCUUGGUAAUGGUGAUACAGCAGAGCCACACACUGUGUCCCAGUUUCAUUGCUGCAAAAUACGAAAAUAAAUAGUGGAUGGUGGUGAGACGACUCAAGGAAGAUCUGAGGAAAUAAUACAGAAACUAAAUCCUUGGGACACAAUUUAGCUUUCUCUUUGAGGAGCCUCAUGCUUGUGUUAUUCUAUAUAUAUUUUCUGAGUACUGUCAGGACUUCCCUACCUUGUCACAAUUAUGCGUUUGUCCACUUACUUGUUUUUAUAGGCUCAAAUUGUCCUAAUUGAGCUAAAUUGCUGGACAACUGAGAAAACUCCACCUGCUGAGGAAGACUAGGUGGUGCUAGGUGGUGUAAAGCUCUGGAACAUGGUAGUGAGUGGUCUUUAGUGAGAAUCUACUGCUGCAGCCAGUGUAUGGAGUCAAAAUAAACUACAGUGUGUUCAUGGUAAUAAGUAAGAACAUGUCACCCAGUGCAAGUGUGUUGCUUAUUGACAUACACACCCACAGUACAGUACAUAUUAGUAGCAACAGUUCAUUGUAGGUUGGGGUCUUUUUGGGGGAUUUUAUGACAAUAAAAUAUUGAGUAUCGCCAGACUUCCCUUUAAAUUGGCACUGGCACUAAAAGUCGCAGUUUUAUUGGCAUUUAGUGCACAUUUUUUAUUACUUCCCAGUACAAAACAGAAAAAGUGAGAAAGGAACAUUGAUUUCUUGUGUAUUUAUUGCAAACACAGUAUGCUAUGACAAUAAGAAAUCCGUUUAUACUACUAUAUAUAUAUAUAUAUAUACAUAUAUGGAAUUGUGACACAGGCACCUUUUUAUGCUCUAAUUAAAUAAUGUGGUUCACCAUUUCUUAGGACUUAAGUCCUUCACACUUUGAAACAACCUGCUGGCACUAGUUGCAACCAGAGUGUGAGGUUUCCUAAUGCAGCAUUAAUGAGUAUUUGAAGGUAUCGUGUAAUGCUAAUGCAGCAGAGAGGCCUUACGCUGAGCUGUAUUCAAGUUGAACCAUCAAACUGGGAACGUAGAAUUGUUCCUGUAGGUAAGAAUGGACUAAGUGGAUCGUUCCCCACCUUGUGCACUUAGAGCUCAUGAAUGAGUUUACACCACUCAGAUGUCACCAUGGUGGAGAGAAUAAAGGUUUCUGGUCAGUUUGAAAGAAAGCUUUCUGAUUCCAUCAGUGUGUCUGAAUGAAUGCAUGUUUCUGGUGUCCAUCUGGCUCUACAGUUGUGUGUGUUUGUGUGUGUGUGUGUGUGUGUGUGUGUGUUACUACAUCGCUGCUGCUAUUGCUGUUGCUGCUGCUACUGCUACUGCUACUAUUGUUGCUACUGCUGCUUCUCAUGCCCCCGCCCCUCCCUCUCCCCCAGUCCCCUGUCCUUCUGUCCAUCCUGUCCCCCUCAACUCAUGCAAAACUAGAAGGAGAGAAAUUUGACCCUCUGCAGUCAAAAGCACAAGUAUUGAGACAAAACGUGGUCUUGUUUCCCACAGGACCCACAUUCAAACAUGUUCAUUUUGUUACACAGAAACCUGGGUUGAGUCAGUGGUGAGAGGAUUGUCCUAACACUUCUGCCUUUGACUGUACGGACCUGCUUCAAACCCACGUUUCUUUCCUCUUUUUCUUCCUUCUUUCUGUUGUUUUCUCGCCUUGUUCUGUCUGCGCAGUCAUAGCUUGUAAAUUGAGGAUAUAAAGAUGAAUUUUAUGUUUUCUACAAGGAGGUUUGCAUGUUACUAUUAUGUGAGUAAAUAAGGUGCCUAAUGUUCAUGUUUGAGCAGACCACACCUCAGUCAAACUGCUGCUUGGAAUCCUCACAGGCGCUUUAUCUCGGACUUGACCACCUGUCUGGCAGAAUGGAGAGUAUGUGAGAAAAGGUUAGCUAUAGGUUUGCCAAAACAUUUCUUUUUGUUACGUUGUGGGCUGAUGAUACAGUAGGUCUGGGUUUCUCAUUCAGCUCUUGAGCUCCUGACUGAAUCUGAUCCUGCAGUGAAGUGGACAAGAACCACAUUGAAUUCAAGGUCUACAUGAAACUAUAUGAUUGGUUGACCACAGGGCCAAAAGUGUAGCAAAACACCGGCCGUCUCCCCAAACUGCAGCUCAACCUUGACUACUUAUAGCUCAGAGUUCAGGUGUUUGCGUGGCAUGCUUGCCAGCCUGCUCGCUUCCAUUACGCCAGACAGGAGCGGCCACUCCUGCCGAGGCAACUGAAGCCAUUUCAACCAGUAAUUUGACCAGCGUGUGGAGCAGACAUAGGAACCCACUUGCACUCAAAAAGCUCCCACCUUCGUUGUGCCUCACUUCCAACGGUGCUUUUUUCAGUAGUCUGUCUUUCUUUAUGUUUGUUUGUAAGGUGCUGUAUAUAACUUGAAUAUAUUAUGCACAUAUCCUACCCAAUGGGUAGAAACCACAAAAAAAUGUUGUGAAUAAUGUAAUAUAAUGUAUAGACAAUAUAAGAAUUUUAAGAAGGCAGCAUCAAAUUUGUAAAUGCCUACAGUUAAAAACGUGCUUUGUCUUUUUUUUAUGAGAAAACAUGGUUUGAAAAGUAUGCUUAGAAUAUGGUUGCAACACAAAUACAAAUUACUACUUAUAAUAUUUUGCUAUAAAUAAUAGUCUGUUAUGAUAAGGAUGAGAUAACCUCUGGAUUAAGGAAGUUGUUGAGAAAGGAUAUUAUUCACUUGUUUAUUGGAUCAUCUAAAAACAAGCUUUCACAGUUCUUGCCAUCAUUUGGGUACCGGCUGGUGGUUUUUUGUUUUCACCACAAUGGACUAACAAAUGUACAGUUCUAUCACACAGAUCUUUUAAGAAAACGUAAAUCGCACACAUCAGUUGGUGUUUAUGCCACGACUUCAGCCGAGCACCCCGGUUGAAUCUCAACCCGCUUUGUAAAUUGUCGAACAAAAAGCCGAAGCUGUCUAUAGUUUGGGAGACGCGUCACAUGACCACUGCACACGAGAGCCGUCAGCACUUCCGAAUAUGGGAGAAUAUGUGUCUGUACUCAUAGAUCUUAAUAUUUUAGUUCAGUUCCGCUGUAAUUUUGUAUAUCUGCCAAAGCAUAAAUCUGUCGAGCACACUCAGCACUGCUAUAGAUGUGGCUGGAUGUCAGGCUCUGGUUAAAGCAUUUCAGCUCUGUUCCAGGAGGAUCACGUUAAUGUUGAACAGUGUGAAACAUUAAAGGAAAAAUUCCCUCUUUUGGUCAAGAUUGGAAAGUUGCACCAGCGUGAAACAAGUGGGGGGAAAAUGCCGUUAAAACUGUCAUUUAACUUUUCUCUCUUUAUUAUUAUAAUUUUUUAUUUUAUUUUCUACAUUACAAUGUUAUAUGUGGCACAGUAUAUUGAAACAAAAGUCAUGUUUAAUCUGCAGUCAUUUAUUUACAGUAUGUACUGAAAAUAACUCCACUGUACAAUAACCGCAGAGCAUGUUCAUUCUUAUCUAUAGACAAUGUACAUAGCAACGCGCCAUUUUCUCUUCAAAGCACCAAAUAAGUGGCAGUUGUGUAGUUUUAAUUUGGAAAAGUCUCUAUUGUAACUUUGGCUGGAGCGUCGCUCGGCUCUCCUUCUUCUUAAUAGACCUUUUUUUCUGUUUCCUGCACUAGCUUGAAGAACUAACUUGGGCUCAGACUGAUUUUUAUUUUAUUUCUGCCCCCGCAGCGCGCUCCCUCUUUCCACUUAUCAGAAGUCUGUACUCAACUGCUGACAACAAGUAGCUGUUUUUAUCGUUCCAGAUUUUAAUAAUAAUGAUGAUAAUAAUAACAAUGAUAACGUCUCAACAGUUUGGUAUUCUCUCUGUCUUGACAGUUACCAUAGGACUGCUUCCAUCAUGGGUUUUGUAACAUCGGUUUGCUUUAUUUACAAAAUGAAUCCUUCUCGUUCCCCCUCUCCCCCCUCUGUGCUGAAAUCUAGAUAUAUAUAUGACUGUGUUCAGUAACCAUACAGUAUAUAUAUAUCCAAACGCAGAGGUAAAAUUGUUGUGUAUUUUUGCCUCUUUUUAUUUAAGCAAUUGUGAUGUAAUAGGUUUUAGGCCUAAGGUCUGUUAUUGCAAUACUUUUACAGAAAAGAAGAAAAAAAUCAAAAAAUGUUGCUCUAAGUGCUGUUGUAGUCAAAGAUUUUAUGCUUGUACUUAUGCUGUAGUCAAACUGCAGCGUAAUGAAUAAAACUUUAAAAGUGA
Molecule: messenger RNA, 8451 nt
Organism: Dicentrarchus labrax (European seabass)
Lineage: Eukaryota; Metazoa; Chordata; Actinopteri; Moronidae
Product: low-density lipoprotein receptor class A domain-containing protein 4
Exons: 7
Coding region: 1079-2050 (323 amino acids)
Biological process (GO): negative regulation of transforming growth factor beta receptor signaling pathway
Cellular component (GO): Golgi membrane; early endosome membrane
Molecular function (GO): R-SMAD binding
Source: RefSeq, a predicted model, not a curated record